AUGAGUGAUGAAUGCUCCACACAGAAUGAUUACGAUGGGAGGAAUGGGCUUAGGAUUUUAUCCAUCUUCAUUAUGCUAAUUUCAUCAGGAUUGGGUACUUUUUUCCCAUUAUUAUCAUCAAGAUAUUCCUCAGUUAAUUUACCAAAUUGGUGUUGGUUUUUCGCUAAAUUCUUUGGUUCUGGUGUUAUUGUUGCAACUGGGUUUAUUCAUUUAUUACAACCUGCUUCAGAAGCUUUAACUGAUGAAUGUUUAACUGGUGUUAUUUCUGAAUAUCCUUGGGCUUUUGGUAUUUGUUUGAUGUCAUUAUUCUUAUUGUUUUUAACAGAGAUCAUUGCUCAUCAUUAUAUCGAUAUUGCAGCUGGAAAUCACAAACAUGGAGAUCAAACACAUAGUCAUAAUCACGGUCAUGGUCAUGGUCAUGGAAAUUCAGAUCCAACACCGGGAAGUUCAAGAGAUGAAUUUAGUGAUGAAAAUGAAAAUUAUGAAAUGGAACAUUUUAUACAGGAUUCCAACUCAAAAGUUGAUGAAACAAUAAAAAGUAUAAGAUUAGAUAAUGAUGAUAUAGAGUCAAAUUAUUCUUCUAAUGACACGACAAAUUCAAACUAUUUGAAUCAGAUUCUUUCAGUCUUCAUCUUAGAGUUUGGUGUUAUUUUCCAUUCAAUAUUCGUUGGUCUUUCAUUAUCAGUAUCAGGUGAAGAAUUCAUUACAUUAUUUAUUGUCUUAACAUUCCAUCAAAUGUUUGAAGGUUUAGGUUUAGGGACUCGUAUAGCUGAAGUUAAAUGGGAUAAAAGUCGAAGAUCAACACCAUGGUAUUUAGCAUUAGGUUUUACUUUUGCAACACCAAUAGCAAUAGCCGUAGGGCUUGGAGUUAGAAAAUCAUUCAACCCAGGAAGUCGUACUGCAUUAAUAACGAAUGGUGUCUUUGACUCAAUAUCUGCAGGGAUUUUAAUCUAUACGGGUAUUGUUGAAUUAAUGGCACAUGAGUUUCUAUUUUCUAAUCAAUUUAAAGGUGAAGGUGGUUUGCAGAAAAUGUUGUGUGCUUAUGGAGUUAUGUGUAUUGGUGCUGGACUAAUGUCUUUAUUGGGGAAAUGGGUAUAA
This is a messenger RNA of Hansenula ciferrii, 1098 nucleotides long. RefSeq names its product Zinc-regulated transporter. NCBI's taxonomy places the organism in Eukaryota, Fungi, Ascomycota, Saccharomycetes, Phaffomycetales, Wickerhamomycetaceae. Gene Ontology annotation, biological process: zinc ion import across plasma membrane. The transcript has a single exon. Gene Ontology annotation, molecular function: low-affinity zinc ion transmembrane transporter activity. The record is from RefSeq and is a predicted model, not a curated record. Gene Ontology annotation, cellular component: plasma membrane. Bases 1 to 1098 code for a protein of 365 amino acids.